Molecule: messenger RNA, 2186 nt
Organism: Perognathus longimembris pacificus (Pacific pocket mouse)
Lineage: Eukaryota; Metazoa; Chordata; Mammalia; Rodentia; Heteromyidae
Gene: Snx33
Product: sorting nexin 33
Biological process (GO): endosomal transport; plasma membrane tubulation; endocytosis
Cellular component (GO): plasma membrane; cytoplasmic vesicle
Molecular function (GO): phosphatidylinositol binding; protein binding
Source: RefSeq, a predicted model, not a curated record
CGCCGCCGCCGAGGGCCGGAGCCCGAGCUUCGGGGUGCCGCUGCCCCCCACCUCCCCGGCAGGGCCGGAGCCCCGCGAGCGCGGGAGCGCGGGGCCGGGACCCGGGGCGCCCCCCGCCCGCGCCGGCCCCUUGAACUUGGAUCCGGAUCCGGGUCCGCUGCGCUGCGGGAGUGUCCAGACCCUGCGUGUCCAGGCCCGGCCCGGCCGCCCCACAGAGCCGUGUCUCAGGUCACUUGGCUUUCCUGUGGGGAGCAGGAGGACAGCCCCCCCCCCCGCCCCACACACCUGCAGGGGAGGAGGGAGCAGGAGCACCCACGCUCGGGAGUCCUCCCUGCCAACCAUGGCCGUCUGUGGGCCGUGACCAUGGGGUUGAGAGGCGGAGAGUGAGCGGCGGGACCGAAAUGCACCCCUGAGGCCCGGCACCCCGGCCCCGCCGAGCCCCGCCAUGGCCCUGAGAGGCCGGGCCCUGUACGACUUCCACAGCGAGAACCAGGAGGAGAUCAGCAUCCAGCAGGACGAGGAGCUGCUGGUCUUCAGCGAGAACUCUCUGGAUGGCUGGCUGCAGGGGCAGAACAGCCGCGGGGAGAUGGGGCUCUUCCCCGCCUCCUACGUGGAGCUCCUGCCGCCCGCCGCCGGCCCCAGCCCGGCCGAGCCGCCGGCCGGCCCCCCCGCGGGCCCCGCGGACGCCCCCGGGGAGCCCGGCCCGGCCCCCAGCGCGGCCGGCGCUGGCUUCUUCUCCAACCCCGGCAGUUUCGAGGAGGACGACGACGACGACUGGGACGAUUGGGACGACGGGUGCACGGUGGUAGAAGAGCCCCGGGCCGGUGGGCUGGGCACCAACGGGCACCCCCCGCUCCACCUCUCCUACCCGGGGGCCUACCCCAGCCAGCACCCGGCCUUCCGGCCCAAGCCCCCCCUGGAGCGCCAGGACAGCUCGGCCUCCGCCAAGCGAGGCAGCGCCGUGGGCCGCAACCUGAACCGCUUCUCGUGCUUCGUGCGGUCCGGCGUGGAGGCGUUCAUCCUGGGGGACGUGCCCCUGACGGGCAAGAUCGCCGAGACGCACGCCAUCGAGAUGGGCCCCCGCGGCCCCCAGUGGAAGGCCAACCCCCGGCCGUUCGCCUGCUCGGUGGAGGACCCCACCAAGCAGACCAAGUUCAAGGGCAUCAAGAGCUACAUCUCCUACAAGCUCACGCCCAGCCACGCCGGCUCGCCCGUGUACCGCCGCUACAAGCACUUCGACUGGCUGUACAACCGCCUGCUGCACAAGUUCACCGUCAUCUCCGUGCCCCACCUGCCCGAGAAGCAGGCCACCGGGCGCUUCGAGGAGGACUUCAUCGCCAAGCGGAAGCGCCGGCUGGUCCUCUGGAUGGAGCACAUGACCAGCCACCCCGUGCUGUCGCAGUACGAGGGCUUCCAGCACUUCCUCAGCUGCCGCGACGACAAGCAGUGGAAGAUGGGCAAGCGCCGGGCCGAGAGGGACGAGCUGGUGGGCGCCAGCUUCCUGCUCACCUUCCAGAUCCCCACGGAGCACCAGGACCUCCAGGACGUGGAGGACCGGGUGGACCUCUUCAAGGCCUUCAGCAGGAAGAUGGACGACAGCGUCCUGCAGCUGAGCGCCGUGGCGUCGGAGCUGGUGCGCAAGCACGCGGGGGGCUUCCGGAAGGAGUUCCAGAAGCUGGGGAGCGCCUUCCAGGCCGUCAGCCACGCCUUCCAGAUGGACCCCCCCUUCAGCUCCGAGGCCCUCAACCACGCCAUCUCCCACACCGGCCGGACCUACGAGGCCGUGGGCGAGAUGUUCGCCGAGCAGCCCAAGCACGACCUCUUCCAGAUGCUCGACACGCUGUCCCUCUACCAGGGCCUGCUGUCCAACUUCCCCGACAUCAUCCACCUGCAGAAAGGCGCCUUCGCCAAGGUGAAGGAGAGCCAGCGCAUGAGCGACGAGGGCCGCAUGGCGCAGGACGAGGCGGACGGCAUCCGGCGGCGCUGCCGCGUGGUGGGCUUCGCGCUGCAGGCCGAGAUGAACCACUUCCACCAGCGCCGCGAGCUCGACUUCAAGCACAUGAUGCAGAGCUACCUGCGCCAGCAGAUCCUCUUCUACCAGCGCGUGGGCCAGCAGCUGGAGAAGACCCUGCGCAUGUACGACCACCUCUGACGGGGGCCCCGCCCCCCGGGACCCCCCCUCCCCC